GUUCGCGCAUGUACCCUCCUUCUCCUCCUCUCUCGGUAGAGGGCUGGCUGUGGCCACCUACCAAGUUCUACCAACCCUCCAAGGUCUACCAACUGCCGCUUUGGGCUUCUCCCUUUUUUUCGUCUCCCACCAACUCCUUUUCCCGUGGAAAUUGCUGUUCCAGUUCUUCUGACUCUCUCUCGUGGUGGGUGGUGAAUCUGCAGUUUCGCCAUGGAGGCAUCCCUCUCGCUCUGUGCAUCUUGCUACCCUUCGUCCUCCUCUUAUCCCAAAUCUCUUUUCUGUCCUUCUUCGUCUUCUUCUUUCUCUUCUCAGAAUAUGAAGGCCGGGAAAGGUUCUUCGUGUUCUCCAUUGUCGUGGCGCUCCCAUUUCUGCACUUUCUCUCCUAGAUGGAUUGAAAGAAAACCAGAGCCAGACCGACUGGCAGCAUUCAUAAGAGCAGAUCGCACCAGCUCCACCGACUCGGUACAGUUCGACACCUUGAGCCCGAGGGUCAAUGCAGUAAAGCCUUCGAAAACGAUAGUUAUAACCGACCAAGCAGCUGCCCUCAUACGGGCAGGAGUGCCGGUUAUUCGGUUAGCUGCUGGAGAACCUGAUUUCGACACACCCCGACCGAUAGCAGAAGCCGGAAUUCAGGCUAUUCGUGAAGGCUUCACUAGGUAUACUCCAAAUGCUGGUACGAUGGAGCUUCGGAUGGCAAUUUGCAAUAAGCUCAAGGAGGAGAAUGGGAUCUCUUAUUCUCCGGAUGAGAUUCUGAUCAGCAAUGGAGCCAAACAAGGCAUCGUGCAAGCUACACUUGCUCUUUGUGCACCAGGAGAUGAGGUUAUAAUACCCGCACCUUUCUGGGUCAGCUACCCAGAAAUGGCUAGAUUAGCUGAUGCCACUCCAGUAAUAAUUCCAACACCCAUAUCAAAUGACUUCCUUUUGGAUCCAGAUGUUCUGGCAUCAAAACUCACUGAAAAGUCAAGAUUGUUGAUUUUGUGUUCUCCUUCUAAUCCCACUGGAUCUGUUUAUCCAAAGAAACUGCUAGAAGCAAUAGCGAGAAUAGUCGCAACGCAUCCUCGGUUACUGGUGCUUUCUGAUGAGAUAUAUGAGCGGAUUACAUAUGAACCAGCUCAGUUUACAAGUUUUGCUUCCUUGCCUGAUAUGUGGGAGAGAACUUUAACUGUAAACGGGUUUUCCAAGGCCUUUGCAAUGACAGGGUGGCGGCUUGGUUAUCUUGCUGGGCCAAAGAAGUUUGUCACAGCUUGUAGUAAGAUCCAGAGUCAGUUUACUUCUGGUGCCAGCAGCAUUUCCCAGAAGGCAGCACUUGCAGCAUUAGGUAUGGGAUUCAGAGGAGGUGAGGCUGUAUCUGUAAUGGUACAAGCAUUUCAGGAAAGGAGGGACUUUCUUGUUAAGAGGCUCAGAGCACUGGAUGGUGUCAAGCUCUCAGUGCCACAGGGUGCCUUUUAUAUUUUCCCAGACUUCAGCUCGUACUAUGGUUCAGAGGUUGAAGGCUUUGGUGUGAUUGAUGGUUCUGACUCUCUUUGCAGAUUUCUGCUUGACAAAGCACAAGUUGCGCUUGUUCCUGGAGAGGCUUUUGGAGACGAUAAUUGCAUCAGAAUUUCAUAUGCUGCAUCUCUGUCGACACUGCAGGCUGCCAUGGACAAGAUUGAAAAAGCACUUGCUCUCCUGAAGCCUGCCAUUCCAGUUUGACAAAUUCUCUGGAAUCGGUUGGCAAAUGAUCACUGGCCGAAUCUACCCUCAGCCAUCCAUUUGUUUGUAGCAUUUAUCAUUUAGAGAACGAGUUUUUGAUUUCUAAAGUUGAAAUCAGGCCUUGAGUUUGCUGUAAUAAAGAUAAAUGUGUCAUUUUGCUGUUGUAGCUGUGUUGGGUGACGUUAGUCGUAAACCUUCUAUAUUAUUCUCGUUUUGGAA
Molecule: messenger RNA, 1911 nt
Organism: Nymphaea colorata (pocket water lily)
Lineage: Eukaryota; Viridiplantae; Streptophyta; Magnoliopsida; Nymphaeales; Nymphaeaceae
Product: bifunctional aspartate aminotransferase and glutamate/aspartate-prephenate aminotransferase
Exons: 10
Coding region: 211-1692 (493 amino acids)
Biological process (GO): biosynthetic process
Molecular function (GO): catalytic activity; pyridoxal phosphate binding
Source: RefSeq, a predicted model, not a curated record